AUGGUGGUAAACACUUCUUUACUUCCCGACCAUAACUCGAUGUCGGAUCGAAGUAAAAUGAUAGCGAUUGAUGACUCAAUAGUGUUUGGAGAAGUCUCUCGAUUUCUGUGUAACGACUGCGGACUUGAUUUUAAGAAGAGGUUUGGGAGUUUCAAAUUCAACUGGAUGGAGCCUUUCAAUAAUACCGAAUUUCUGAUGUUUGGUGAAGAAGUCAUUAAGGUGGUCAAGAGUUUGGAUGUCAUGGACUACGCAAGAAGGAAACAAAUCGUCGUGAAACUCGAACCACAAAAUCCCCAAAUCAGACAACUCUUUCAAAGGACUCACCACCUCAGCAGUUGGUUAAAUACACACGAAGAAGUCAUUUUAAAAUCUAAUAUGAAGAUUCUCCAAUUCAUGAAAAUCCACACAUUCGACAACAAGUGCGAAAACGAAAUAUUUCAGAACUUUGAGAAUGCAGAAAGAGUCGAAUCGCUAAAACGAAAGGACCGAACUAAACGGAAAUUACUGGGGUGGUACACAAAGCCCAAACAACCACAAUUUGAUAUGUGA
This is a messenger RNA of Entamoeba invadens IP1, 549 nucleotides long. RefSeq lists its product as hypothetical. NCBI's taxonomy places the organism in Eukaryota, Evosea, Mastigamoebida, Endamoebidae. Bases 1 to 549 code for a protein of 182 amino acids. The record is from RefSeq and is a predicted model, not a curated record. The transcript has a single exon.